AUGAAAUAUUUGCAUGGAAGUGAUGUCAAACUUCAUGGAAGGUUAAAAUCAACCAACUGCGUGGUGGACGGUCGAUUCACAUGCAAAAUCACCGACUACGGCUUGCCGCGGCUCUACGACGCGCAGAACAUGUACGACGAGACCGCUCCUGAGCUGCUCAAAGAUGAAAAGUUGCGGCGCAAGGGGACUCAGAAAGGAGACGUAUACGCCUUUGCGAUUAUUGCUUCCGAAAUCGUCCUCCGCGGUGAACCCUUUUCAAACACGGGCUACUCGCCAAAAGCGAUUAUUAGCAGGAUUCGACGACCACCGCCGCUUCUCAGACCGUCGAUUCCCACCUCGCUCUGCCCCUACCAAGUCAAGUCGAUGAUCAAAGAAUGCUGGGACGAAGAACCAGAGCGACGCCUAACCUUUUCUCAAAUCUGCGAUGCUUUGUCAAAAGUCCAAAAAGGCAAGAAAACGAACAUCGUGGACAACAUGAUGAAAAUGUUGGAAGAAUACUCGAACCACCUCGAAGACAUCGUCAAAGCCCGAACAGCCGAGUUGGAAGUCGAAAAGAAGAAGUCGCAAGAGUUGCUGGCGAGAAUGAUGCCAGUCGAGAUUGCCCAGCGAUUACAAAAUGGCGAGACGGUGUUACCAGUUUGUUACGACGAAACGACGAUUUACUUCUCCGACAUUUGCGGAUUCACCUCAAUCUCAGCGGCCUCAACCCCCUUCGAAGUCGUCGAUUUGCUGAACGACCUUUACACCUUGUUCGACAACAUCAUCGACGAAUACGAAGUCUACAAAGUCGAAACCAUUGGUGACGCGUACAUGGUCAGUUCUGGAGUGCCUUUCAAGAUUGGCGACCGACAUGCGCCUGAAAUUUGCAUGCUGGCGAUGGAUAUUCUAUCCGCCACCGGGAGUUUUAUUAUGAGACAUAUGCCCGAGGUGCCGAUGAAGAUCCGCAUUGGGUUGCAUUCUGGACCAGCUGUGGCGGGAGUAGUCGGCCUUGCCAUGCCUAGAUAUUGUCUCUUUGGAGACACUAUCAACACAGCUUCGAGAAUGGAGUCAAAUGGGCUACCCUCACGAAUCCAUAUCAGUUGGUCAACGCGCGAAUGCCUGCUCAAAUCGGACGAAGGAUUCCAGAUUCAAGAACGUGGUACAGUCGAGCUAAAGGGCAAGGGUGUACUCACUACGUACUGGCUCGCAGGAAAAGAAGGAUAUGACAGCCACGGAAUCAAGCUCGACGAAUACAUGAACGGAAAUCGCCCGCCUCCGCCCAAAGAACCGAUCAAGCAAAAACCGUUCAUUCCGUCGAAGCGAAAAGCGGUGAAAAAGGGAUGGGCUUGA
Oikopleura dioica is the source of this 1329-nucleotide messenger RNA. NCBI's taxonomy places the organism in Eukaryota, Metazoa, Chordata, Appendicularia, Copelata, Oikopleuridae. The record is from the annotation of a GenBank genome assembly.